AUGAGCAGGGUGGCAGAUCUCCCUUCUAGAAGCCCUUUCUCCACCGCCGGCGAUACCCCCAGCGCCCAGCGACACCUUCCCCUCCUCAAUUCCUCCCUGCGAUCCUCCGAUUCGGCUCGCGACGACCAGAUGGAUAUCACUCCCACUGUGUCGGCGCCAGUACCGCCGACUCCAAACAGCCAUGAUGGCGAUUCGGCCAUGCACAUCCCCAAUGGACCUUCGGAUGGCGCAAAUGCAAGCAAUACUAGUACCGCGGGGCCGGGUCAUACAUUGGGAGCUGCCACUGCCGCACAGCAGCCCAAGGUAGUCCAGACAGCCUUUAUUCACAAAUUAUACAAUAUGCUCGAAGACACAAACAUCCAACAUCUCAUUUCAUGGUCCAAUUCGAACGAAAGCUUUGUCAUGUCUCCUACGUCUGAAUUCUCCAAAGUGCUAUCGCAAUACUUCAAACACACUAAUAUUUCGUCUUUUGUGAGACAAUUGAAUAUGUACGGCUUUCACAAAGUGAGCGAUGUCUUUCAUACCGGAUCGCCCGACUCAGCAUUAUGGGAGUUUAAGCAUGGAAAUGGCAAUUUCAAAAGGGGAGACUUGGUCGGUCUGAGAGAAAUCAAGCGACGUGCUUCUCGCCAUACGCUUAUCCAUCGAGACUCGUUCUCCAGUAACAAGCCCGGACCAUCUCAACCGGGAACGCCUGCCGAACCAAUACACGAUGCAGGUGACUUGCGAUUUAUGAACCUCGAGCAUUCAAUGUUUGACAUGCAAAGCCGCAUGGCGCGAUGGGAAGAGAAUCAAUUUUUGUUGAGUUCUCGGUGUCAGGCUCUUGCAGAGAGCCUGGUUAAAUGCUAUCAGUGGACGAAUUCGAUUUCUCAAGCUCUCGUUUCCAUGACUCCGGAUCGUGACAGUCCCUUAUAUCGAGAUGUUUCGAACAUGCAAAGAGAAAUUGAACGACAGUUGGACACAGUCCGCGGUUUGGAAACUCCACAUGAGAGCCUUCUAUCUAGUCGACAGCAGCCAUUCUAUGCAAAUGUAACAGCAGAAGCUGGUCCGCCUCUCUCACCACGCCAAAUGCCUCAAGAUGACAGCCGUCGUCCUUCGCUUGCCGAUGUUUCUAAGUCGAAUUCCAUUCGACCUCCUGUUCCGCAACAUCUAGCCGUCUCGCCUCGCCGAUACGGUUCUAUUGGAGCCGGGCAUGCAUCUCCUGGAUACCGCCCCCCUCCCCCACCCCAGCAACCCCCUGUCCCUCACCCGCUUUCUUCUGUGUCGUCUCCUCCCGGGCCCAAUCUUACUCGUCGGCACACUUCGGCGGAUAUCCGUCAACAUGGGUGGCCGCCAACUGGCGUUUCCCCAUUCGCCAAUGCAUCUGGAAACUCAUCUGGACCCUGGCCAUCUUCCCCUCAUCGCGCCCCCAUUUCGAGCGAGCAGCAGGUUCGAGAUGUUCUAGCACAGUAUGAAAUCAGCGGCCCUAGACGACGCACCGAUAUACCUCGCCAUGCAACUCCACCUCUAGGCGGUGAACCGCUUCCAUUGUCGUCACAUUUGAAUGUGGAUAGUACAUGGCCUGGAGGUGGACCGAAAUUUCCUCACAAUAAUUCCUCUUUGCCUGCUACACGCCGAUCUAGCAUGGCAAGCAAUGUACACUCCCUCCUCAACCCUACUGAUACGGCCGAACGACCCGAAGAAGAGGAUUCGUUGUCUGAAGACCGCAAAAGAAAGCGUAUUCAGUGA
Messenger RNA from Talaromyces proteolyticus, 1725 nucleotides. Its product is annotated as HSF-type DNA-binding-domain-containing protein. The transcript has 6 exons. The coding region runs from base 1 to 1725 and encodes 574 amino acids. Gene Ontology annotation, biological process: regulation of DNA-templated transcription. The record is from RefSeq and is a predicted model, not a curated record. Lineage: Eukaryota; Fungi; Ascomycota; Eurotiomycetes; Eurotiales; Trichocomaceae. Gene Ontology annotation, molecular function: DNA-binding transcription factor activity; sequence-specific DNA binding.